AUGCGUGUUGAGAAGUGUGAGUCGGGCAAGAUUCCACCUCUGGUCUUCCCAUCCGGCCGUCCAGUCAGCUCACCAGCCCUCUGCAGAAUGCGUUUGACCGACGAGGCUGGGCUAGGACAGAGGAAGAAGGAAAACGAGGAAAAAGUUGGCGAUAGGCGGUACAAUGGGAAUCUGGACCAGUCGGCUGCACCCUUCAAAUUCGCUUCUCCGAAAGGGUUUCAGACAGAACCGGAUUCUGAAAGCAAAACUAUGCCCAAACUGCAAGACUAG
Protopolystoma xenopodis is the source of this 270-nucleotide messenger RNA. The record is from the annotation of a GenBank genome assembly. Lineage: Eukaryota; Metazoa; Platyhelminthes; Monogenea; Polystomatidea; Polystomatidae.